Molecule: messenger RNA, 1733 nt
Organism: Dreissena polymorpha
Lineage: Eukaryota; Metazoa; Mollusca; Bivalvia; Myida; Dreissenidae
Exons: 2
Coding region: 64-1056 (330 amino acids)
Source: RefSeq, a predicted model, not a curated record
UGCGUUCGCCUUGUGUUGUAGAUUUAUCUUUAGCACGUUUGCGCUCUUACCGUCUGGUACAAUAUGAAACAAUAUUUGACGUUCGUAUAUUCUGUGCCAUAUAAGAAAAUUGUGUUUGUUCUUUUGACCUCUUUGGUAAUUAUAAUGCUUGUCUAUCAACCGUAUUUACAUCGGAAGGGCUUGCAAUUGCCUCCGCCGACAGUACAUAUUCAGCUUCCCCACCUAGCAACGUCUGAUAUGACCGCCAACACCACCACUGUCGUGACGGCGUAUUUUGAUCUGGGAUCAUUUCGCAAAGGUUCUGCCAAUAACAUCUUUACGAAGAAAACCUAUGACAACUGGAGUGCAGUUUUUAAAUACAUUUUAAACCCAUUGAUUGUUUACACGGACUCGCACGAAUUUGCAGACAGAAUGAGUCAUAUUCGGACAACGAGAAACGAAACAACCAAAAUAAUCGUGAUUCAACGAAAUUCAUCUUGGGCAUUCAAUUUACGAGACAGAAUUUUCGCCAUUUAUUCUCAAAAAGGUUACCCUAAACACUACCCUAACACCGUGUUACCCGAUUAUGCCUGCUCACAAAUAGCCAAAUAUGAGGUCCUUGGAACGGCCGCACGUGACAAUACGUUCAACACGCACUACUUCAUGUGGCUUGAUAUCGGCUAUUUCCGGGACAGGAAGUCCACUACAUUAUUCCGAUUGAAUAGACCGCCAAAUUUCAACGAAAAUAUGGUAGCCAUGAAUUUGAUAUUGUUUAACGCAAAUCUUUCAUUGUCACCGGAAGUUAUUUUUAAAAACAAUUUACUGUGGAUCGGAGGCGGUCUCGUCUUCGCAAACCGCUUGACUAUUCUUGCGUAUGAAAAUCAAUUCCGCCAGGCAGUGGAGUAUUUUAUGUCUCUGUCUCUCAUGAACACGGAUCAGCAAAUUAUCUACGCCAUGUUCAGCGUUGAAGGAAGGAUCGCGCUUAAGCCGGCUACUGAGAUCCAGGCGUAUAAGCCACCAACCGAGUACAACUGGUUUUAUCUUGGCUAUCUUAUGCUUCAUGAAGAGUCGCCCUAAAAAACAUGUGCGUGCUGGAAGUGCGUGUAGUUCAGAGAGCAUGGCUGCAGUAAAUGAUUGCCGUUAUAUGAAGCUCUAAGUCUAAGCAUAAUAGAACAUAAUUUUAUUCAACAGAAUUAAAGUAUUCGUGUGUGUGAUCUAAGAUUGGCUCAGUUACAUGCCUCGACGACAUUUGACGCGUUUGAUUGAUCGAAUUAUUUGUUCCAAUAUGCAAUUUGAAAUAUGCAGUUUUCUGGUAAUAAAAUGUAAUGACGAAAAAACAUCGGAACUCGGUUCACAGAUAAUGACUUAUAACAUUAACAAACAAGUAAAUCAAUUAUUAACAAUAUACAUUUUUAAAUCAAUUAUACAUGUAUUUAUAAGUUGCAAACUGGGAAUAAACGGCCAAACACGUCUGCUGCUUUGUCUGCAAUUAAUCACUGGUCAUCACGUUGAUAAGGCCGUUAAUCACGGGCGCCAUUAAUAAUUGAGCCAAUGCUACUUCAAAGGGGGCGCUAAAGACCGGAUGCUUUAAAAAAGUUAACGAUUAAAAAAAGAGCUAUCUUAAUUUUUUUUAGAAAUAAGUGAUAUAUUUUAGCCUAAUUAAGAUUAGUUCACUUUUGCCUUUUAGUAAAUUAACCAUUUGGAUUAGGGGAGAAAACUCAUCGUUUCAAGCGGAAGUGAUUAUUAUGUGAAUU